Drosophila nasuta is the source of this 1406-nucleotide messenger RNA. RefSeq lists its product as uncharacterized. Gene Ontology annotation, cellular component: plasma membrane. The transcript is spliced from 3 exons. Gene Ontology annotation, biological process: septate junction assembly. Bases 702 to 1097 code for a protein of 131 amino acids. The record is from RefSeq and is a predicted model, not a curated record. NCBI's taxonomy places the organism in Eukaryota, Metazoa, Arthropoda, Insecta, Diptera, Drosophilidae.
GUCUUCGCUGAGAAACAUUCAAUUAUGCGAAACCUAAAUUCAGUUGUUUUCCCUUUCUUCAGUUUCAGUUUGAGAUUCAGAUACAAUUUCAAUUGCAAAUAGCAAAAAAGAGAAACAUGUAUUUUGUUGUUGUUAUGACGGGUAUUAAACUAAAGUGCGCUGCAAUCUGCAUCCUCAGUCUGUGUCUCCAUUGCCGAUUAUUGUCGGUCGGGUCGGGUCGGGUCGGAAUUUGUGGUUGUGGUCUUCCAAGUCUGCCAAGUCGGUGAGUCUGUCAACAUUUUGCUAAAGAAAACUGCAGGCGGCAUAUGCACUUCAGAUAUGAAAUGCCUUUUUCCUCCGAUUCUUGAGUGUAAUUAAUUAAUUUCGCGCUCGUUUUGGUCCGCUGCUGCAUUAUGAACGCAGAGCCAUCGUUUUGGGGCCGAGCCGGUUCCAUUGUUGUUGUUGUUGUUAUGGUUGUUGUUGUUAUUGUUAUAAAACAUACAAAAUUAUGUGCACAUUUGCAUAACAUUCGCUGGGGCAACGGCUGAAGCUCAGUAAUCGUUCUACUUUGGUCGCGUAAACGCGUCUCCGCCGCACAGCAUCCAACUAACUGGCCAACUAAGUGCCUGAAGCAUCCAUAAAUCGGAAAAACUCAAAACAUAGAGAAAGGACUUCGACUUUAAUAAAUCGAGAUACGGUUAAACGGAAAAAACUUGCACAAAAUGUCACACGGUGAACGCAAAGGACGCCUCAAUGUGGUCAAAUUUCUAGAAUUGGCAUUCUCCGUUGCCUGUUUGGUGCUGCAUUUCUACAGUUUCAACGACCGCGACAUAAUGACCUCAUUUUUGGCCACGGGCACAUUCACCGGAUACAUUAUUGUGGUAAUUGGCGUCUUUGCAGGCGUAUUGAUGCGAGCACCGAUCCACAAGCGCAUCGAUAUAUUUUUUAGCGUGCUGGGCUGCGCUUUGUUUGUGGCCAGCGGCGUCUUCAUUAUCGAGGCUUGGGAGUUCUCCUUUCGGACGCGCACACGUGACUUGGCGCUGAUCAAGGCAUCGCUGUCGAUAGUGAACGGCGUGUUGUUUGGCUUCGACGCCAUAUUCACAUUUCGGGACAAGUGAGACAACAACAACAAUAAGAAAAGUAGAGAAAACAAAAAAAGGAGCGAUUAAAACCCAAAUGCAUUUAACGUGAAUCCAUUGUACACAUUCAUUUCAUCGUCAAAUGAUGUUUUACAUGAUGUACUUUCAAAACAAAAAGAAAAUAACGCGUUUAUUUUGCGCAAAAUUCUUACUAACAUUCAUACAUAAAUUUUUUUGUUAUACUUUUUUUUUUUGCCAUAAAUUAUAUGUUUACAUUUAGUGUGCCAUAAUAAUAACUUCUUUUUUUUUGUGUGUGUGUCAAUAAAAAAAAUAUAUAUAUAUUCCUGA